AUGGCCGACUCACUGCGGGCCCCCGAGCCCUCGUAUUUCAUGUCGCCCAUGUGGAAGAGUCAAACGCGUCUCGAUUCGCCAAACAACUCCGUCCCGGGCACUCCUAUCACCCUUAGUACGCCUGGAACACCGAACGAAGGCAGCUCGCUCCAACGAGAGAAGACAUUCGAGCCGCGCGAUCUCAAACGCUCGUUAUUCAAGUUAAACAAACCGCCCCAAUCUACGCCGUCUGCAGAAUACCAGCAUUCUAGGGAAACGUCUGGAUCCUUCUACCUAACCACUCGGGGGUGGGAUAGCCACUCGACGGCGGACAGUGAUAUUGCUCCCACUUUGGUUCGAACCGAGCUCGAGCCAAUCGAGGAGCCUUACGACUGGGGCCCUUCUACUGAGGAUAAGAUUCGCGGCGACACCGUCUCUGGCACAUCUUCUUACCCAUCCGGCAGCAGCUCGAAUUUCAGUGCUGCCGCGCAUCCCCAAAAUCGUACUUCUGACUCCUUCUAUUCAUUCGAUGAGGCUGUCGUCUUUGACGAGGACGGUGACGAGGUACCACAAGUGCCAGCACUCUGGGACAAAGUCGACCCGCAGAUCCCCACCGGUAUCUCGAAUCCGUCGAUGGUCACACUCCCGAGAGGUACCGGUCCUACUACGCAUCCGUGGGUCGACGCACCUCCGUUCAAUGUCAUAGACCGCCCGACUCCCGUGGAUCACAAAUUCCGAGCGACCUUCAAGAUCACAGUAUCCUUGGCGGUCGUCAUAUCUUUGGUCAUCGGAUACGCAGUCAAGUUGAAGAUCGUCACGAUUGGUUUUUGGUCUUUCGGGAUGUACGGCGUUCUUCUUUGCAUUGAUUUCGCCGUUCAGGCAACGGUGGCUUCCGUCAAUCGUGCUCGGGUGAACAAAAUCUCGAAGACUUCCGAUGUCGUUGCAGAAGUCGAAAGGCCCAAGGCGCUCAAAGCUCCCGGUGCGGAUAUCACAGAGCAGGUGGCCAGAAUGCGACAGGUCUUCAUAGCUGUGGUUGGGUACAGAGAGGACGAGGAGGCUUGGAUCAAGUGUCUGCAAAGUCUUCAAGCUCAGGAUUAUCCCAUCAAACACAUCAUCGGUGUCGUGGACGAAAACGACGGUCCCGACUUGGACAUGGCGACUGCAUUCGGCAAAGCCUUCCCCGAGGACGAAUGCCUCAUUACGUAUUGGGAGACGAUCAAGGAGAUGGGCUGUCGUACGCCCACACGCUGGGAGUUCCUCAAGAUGUGGUUCACCCAGGCGCCGCGCGAGGGACAGGAGGAGGCUCAUGUCGUCGCUUGGAACCACAUCCUCGCGGGGAUGGGCCAACUAGAAUGGAAUCUGCUUUUCGCAGCCGCACGGACACAAGCGCCACGCCACGCCAUGUUCACCUCAUUCGUCGUCGGCACCUAUGCACUCGGUACUAGGGAUGCGAUGCUUACUACGGACAGCGACACAUACGUCCAUCCUGAUGCGGUCACCCAUCUUCUCGCCCUUCUCAUGAGCGAUGUAAGGAUGGCUGGUGUUACCGGAGAUGUCCGUAUUUGGAACAAAGACGACUCCUUCCUGGCCCUUAUGUCGUCACUGCGGUACUGGUUCGCGUUCAAGCCGUUUCGGGGUGUUCUGAACGCUUCUUUCUCAGCGUCGAGAGAGCUGUUUCCAUUGCGUCGGAUUUUGUCUGGUCCCCUUGGCCUCUACAAGACUAGCGACCUCAUGAGCGUCUUGGGCCCAUGGAUCUUACAAUCAUUCCUCGGCAAGGAGACUACCUUCGGCGACGAUCGCCAUCUCACCAACCGCAUCCUAUCUCUCGGUCAUUGGACCGGCUAUUUGCAUCUCGCCAAGUGCGAGAGCGAUACGCCCGCUGGUUUUGUACGCUGGGUCAAACAACAGACACGCUGGUCCAAGAGCUUCUUCCGUGAGGCGUUGGUUCCCGAAGAGUUUUGCCUGGUUUACCUCCCGAGGGACUGGAUCUACCCCCUUCUCUGGUUGGGGACCAUGUUUGGCGUCGCCCUCAUCAAGAGCACUUACGGCGUCAUUUGUAUGCGCGAUCCGACGUACUUCUUGUUCAGUAUAUAUGGGUUCAUGUACUUCUUUGGUCUUUUGCCGUCGAAAAUAUUCGCGGGCUUGACCGUGGGAAUCACGACAUGGGGCACAUCCGCACGAUCAAAAACCGAGUUCCAGCGUCCUGAGAGCCUCUAUUCACGCACAACGCACAUAGGACAUUUGGUCCUUUGGUAUAGUUCCCUGGCCGUUGGCCUCGCAUACUUCCUUUCGUCGAUCUUCCAGAUCCGCGCAAUCUGGUGCUUAUCGUUGCUCUGUUUCCCUCCCAUCGUGCAUCUCUACCAGGACGUGAUCAUCGGCGAAACUCGCUAUGCCUUCUACCUGCUGAAGAAGUGGUACAAGAAACGCUCAGCUCAUCGUACGACGGCCCCCACCACCGACCUCGAAAAAUCACAACUUCCAGGGAAAUUUCGUGCAGGAAACCGUGUCCGUUUCCGAAUGCCGACUUUCAGACGGACAGCGCCUGCGCCAGCUGCCUCCUCGACCUCUGCGCCAUCAUUGGAGUCGUCCUCUUCGCAACAAUUAACGUCGCGGUCGGCGUCUACCUCGUCUAUGUCCCAUUCGUCGUUGUCGGCGCAUGUCGACAUUCCAACUACGAUCAUCGACGGUCUGGAGGUCCCUUCAGCCUCGGGACGUAGACGCUCUAUCGCCGUGUGCACUGGUAUAGAUGAACAUCAUUCCAUCGCUCCGCGGACGUGA
Stereum hirsutum FP-91666 SS1 is the source of this 2757-nucleotide messenger RNA. RefSeq lists its product as uncharacterized. Lineage: Eukaryota; Fungi; Basidiomycota; Agaricomycetes; Russulales; Stereaceae. The record is from RefSeq and is a predicted model, not a curated record. The transcript is spliced from 10 exons. The coding region runs from base 1 to 2757 and encodes 918 amino acids. Gene Ontology annotation, biological process: hyaluronan biosynthetic process; extracellular matrix assembly. Gene Ontology annotation, molecular function: hyaluronan synthase activity.